This is a messenger RNA of Balaenoptera ricei (Rice's whale), 636 nucleotides long. RefSeq names its product lipocalin 2 (gene LCN2). The record is from RefSeq and is a predicted model, not a curated record. The transcript is spliced from 5 exons. Lineage: Eukaryota; Metazoa; Chordata; Mammalia; Artiodactyla; Balaenopteridae. Gene Ontology annotation, molecular function: small molecule binding. Bases 1 to 630 code for a protein of 209 amino acids.
AUGCCCCUAGGUCUCCUGUGGCUGGGCCUCAGCCUGCUGGGGGCCUUGCACACCCAAGCCCAGGAUUCCACCCCCAACCUGAUCCCGGCCCCACCUCUGUUCAGGGUCCCGCUGCAGCCCAACUUCCAGGCUGACCAGUUCCAGGGGAAGUGGUACAUCGUAGGCUUGGCAGGGAAUGCACUUAAGAAGGAAGAACAAGGCCAGUUUAAGAUGUACGCCACCACCUACGAGCUGAAAGAAGAUCGCAGCUACAAUGUCACCUCCACCCUGCUCAGGGAUGAGCGCUGUGACCACUGGAUCAGAACUUUUGUCCCAAGUUCCCGGCCCGGCCAGUUCACCCUGGGCAAUAUUAAGGGCUUCCCCGGGGUGCAGAGCUAUACCGUGCGAGUGGCGACUACCGACUACAACCAGUUUGCCAUAGUGUACUUCAAGAAGGUUUACAAGAACCAGGAGUACUUCAAGACCACCCUUUACGGGAGGACCAAGGAGCUGACCCCUCAACUAAAGGAGAACUUCAUCCACUUCGCCAAAUCCCUGGGCCUCACCGAUGAGUACAUCCUCUUCCCUGUCCCAAUCGGUAAUGGCCAGCUGGGGAGAGGAAAGGGGGAUGUGGGGACUAUCCAGGCCUGAUGCUGC